Poecilia latipinna (sailfin molly) is the source of this 1036-nucleotide messenger RNA. RefSeq lists its product as uncharacterized. Bases 137 to 1006 code for a protein of 289 amino acids. The transcript is spliced from 9 exons. Lineage: Eukaryota; Metazoa; Chordata; Actinopteri; Cyprinodontiformes; Poeciliidae. The record is from RefSeq and is a predicted model, not a curated record.
UAGGAAUUAAAGUGUUCUCUCUUCUGACUUUUUUUUUUUUUUUUUUUUUUGUUACCUCUUGGGCAACUCGUGUUUUAUUUAAUUUAUUUAUUUAUUUUGAAGUCGCCUGUAGAAAGGAUGACUCAGAGUGGUUUUCAUGGCCACCACUAGUUUCCAGAAACUGGAGGACGAGUCCAGCCCACGGGACAAAGCAGCAACAAUAAUACAGCGGACCUGGAGAAGAUAUGUGUGCAAAGAAGUCUUCAGGCAUGUCCAGAAGAUGAUCAGCCAAUGCUAUCAGCAGGAUCCCAGGUCACUUCUCCGAACCGUCAAUCCUCGAGAGGCAGAGCUGCUCGAUCCUGCGGCAGGCGUAUUCAUCCGAUUUCGACUAGGAGGGGUGAAUUUUCCUCCCCAGGUCUACUACAAGAUCUUCACCUACCGGCCCAUCGUGGAUAUAUGCGCAAGCAGCCCGAAGGACUACAAUCACCUCUUCCGCAUGAGGUAUUUGACUGAGAAGAGGGAUCCGACUCUAAACUCGACGGACCGAACGGGUUGGUAUCGGCGUGUGGAGAACAACAACUGGAGGCUGUUCUGUUGCAAACUCCUUACCAAGGAAGAACCCAUAGACAAUUUUGUCGUCAAGAAAAUAGACUUUAAUCCGUCGAAGAUGCAGCGGAAAGAGGAUGUGAGGAGAUGGAGGAAAAGGAGGAAGAUUGAGUGGCUGAGGCGGAUGUACCAGGAGGGCCGAGAGGAGACUCUGGAGGAGCAGUCCGAUCAGUCCGACCUGUUGACAGUGGCGAGGAAAUCAGCGAAGGACAUGAUGAGCUCAAUCGAAGACAAAGGAGAAGAUGAAAUAUUGGACUGGGAGCUGGAUGAACUGUUGGCCUGGACAAGCAGCCUCAACUUUGAGGAGUACAUGGAAGAGUGGCAACAACUGGCCUGCAGUCACACGUCCGAGAUAAGCAAAGAUCGUGCAAUAUUAACGCCAGUGGUGGGUCUGAGUCACUUGGGACCUCCAGUAACUUAGGUCAAGCAGAAUAAAAUCAAGAAUGGUAAC